AUGAAUUCACGAUAUGAUAUUUAUAUUUGUGUUAAAAGAAGUAACCUUUUCUGUUACAUUUCAUCCCCCGCUACCACCAAUAAUAUUGAUACUGCUACUUCAACACCAAAACUUCCUGAUCCAAAAAUUAUUGAACAAGUCAUUUCAGAAAUUGAUCUUCGCACUCGUUCAGAAAUCGAUCGUCAAAUCACUGUGCCUAUCGAAAAUUUAAUUCGUCCAACCACAAAAUCUCGUAAAGGUGGUAUUCCUCGUCCUCAAAAUCCCUUUGUUAUUUAUCGUCGAGAUUUACAAGCAAAAUUGACUGCAAGACUUGGUCCUGAUGUUGGUUCUCAUCUUCCAUUCGUCUCUAAAGAAGCAUCAAGAAAGUGGGAAAUUGAACGAGAAGAUAUAAAAAAUAUUUAUGAGGUUAUGGCGGAACUUGCUAAAAAAGUUCAUGAGAGAACAUAUCCCGAUUAUGUUUAUAAACCUAGAAAACAUCGAUUUUUGAUCAUGAAAUAUAUUUGA
Molecule: messenger RNA, 504 nt
Organism: Diversispora eburnea
Lineage: Eukaryota; Fungi; Glomeromycota; Glomeromycetes; Diversisporales; Diversisporaceae
Source: the annotation of a GenBank genome assembly